Suricata suricatta (meerkat) is the source of this 1845-nucleotide messenger RNA. It is a transcript of the gene IL1RAPL2, whose product is annotated as interleukin 1 receptor accessory protein like 2. Gene Ontology annotation, biological process: signal transduction. The record is from RefSeq and is a predicted model, not a curated record. The transcript is spliced from 9 exons. Bases 1 to 1845 code for a protein of 614 amino acids. NCBI's taxonomy places the organism in Eukaryota, Metazoa, Chordata, Mammalia, Carnivora, Herpestidae.
AUGGCAUUUCAUGCCCAAUCUGGUUUUCUUUCAGUGGAUGGCUGCAUUGACUGGUCAGUGGAUCUCAAGACAUACAUGGCUUUGGCAGGUGAACCAGUACGGGUGAAAUGCGCCCUUUUCUACAGUUAUAUUCGCACCAACUAUAGCAUGGCCCAGAGCACUGGGCUCAGGCUUAUGUGGUACAAAAACAAAGGUGAUUUGGAAGAGCCCAUCAUCUUCUCAGAAGUCAGGAUGAGCAAAGAAGAAGAUUCAAUAUGGUUUCACUCAGCUGAGGCACAAGACAGUGGAUUCUACACUUGUGUUUUAAGGAACCCUGUUGAUGUGAUGGAAUGCAAGCCAAAAAUGUGGAGAAGCAUAAUAAUACAGAAAGGAAAUGCUCUUCUAAUCCAAGAAGUUCAAGAAGAAGAUGAAGGAAAUUACACUUGUGAACUUAAGUAUGAAGGAAAACUUGUGAGACGAACAACUGAAUUGAAAGUUACAGCUUUACUCACAGACAAGCCUCCCAAGCCAUUGUUCCCCGUGGAGAAUCAGCCAAGUGUUAUAGAUGUCCAGCUGGGUAAGCCUCUGAACAUCCCUUGCAAAGCAUUUUUUGGAUUCAGUGGAGAGUCUGGACCAAUGAUCUACUGGAUGAAAGGGGAGAAGUUUAUUGAAGAACUGGCAGGUCACAUUAGAGAAGGUGAAAUAAGGCUCCUCAAAGAACAUCUUGGAGAAAAAGAAGUUGAGUUGGCACUCAUCUUUGAUUCAGUCGUGGAGGCUGACCUGGCAAAUUAUACCUGCCAUGUGGAAAACCGAAAUGGACGGAAACAUGCCAGUGUUCUGCUGCGUAAAAAGGAUUUAAUCUACAAAAUUGAACUUGCAGGAGGCCUGGGAGCAAUAUUCCUCCUCCUUAUACUGCUUGUGGUCAUCUACAAAUGCUACAAUAUUGAAUUAAUGCUCUUCUACCGACAGCAUUUUGGAGGUGAUGAAACUACCAAUGACAACAAGGAAUAUGAUGCCUAUCUGUCUUACACAAAAGUGGACCAAGAUACUUUAGACUGUGACAAUCCUGAAGAAGAGCACUUUGCUCUUGAAAUACUGCCAGAUGUCCUAGAGAAACACUAUGGAUAUAAACUCUUCAUCCCAGAAAGAGACCUGAUUCCAAGUGGAACAUACAUUGAAGAUCUCACAAGAUCUGUUGAGCAAAGCAGAAGACUUAUUAUUGUGCUAACUCCAGACUAUAUUCUCAGACGAGGAUGGAGUAUUUUUGAAUUGGAAAGCAGACUCCAUAAUAUACUAGUCAGUGGAGAAAUCAAAGUGAUUUUGAUUGAGUGUACAGAAUUAAGAGGAAAGGUGAAUCACCAGGAAGUGGAAUCACUAAAGCGUAGCAUCAAACUUCUUUCCCUAAUCCAGUGGAAGGGACCCAAAAGCAGCAAAUUAAAUUCUAAGUUUUGGAAGCAAUUAGUAUAUGAAAUGCCGACCAAGAAAAAAGAAAUGCUUUCUCAGUGCCAUGUUCUGGACUCUGCAGAACAAGGACUUUUCGGAGAACUCCAGCCUAUUCCCUCUAUUGCCAUGACCAGUACCUCAGCUUCUCUGGUGUCAUCUCAAGCUGAUCUCCGCGAUUUCCACCCUUCAGAUUCAAUGCAAAUGAGACACUGUUGUAGAGGUUAUAAACAUGACAUGCCAACCACCACCUUGCCAGUACCUUCCUUAGGCAACUACCACACUUAUUGCAACCUGCCUCUGACGCUCCUCAAUGGACAGCUACCCCUUAAUAAUGCCCUGAAAGAUAAGAAGGAAUUUCAUAGGAACAAUUCUUUGUUACAUUUAUCAUCCAAAGAGAUUAACUUCACCAGUGAUAUUUGGUAG